This is a messenger RNA of Branchiostoma floridae (Florida lancelet), 3143 nucleotides long. Its product is annotated as transcription factor E2F6-like. NCBI's taxonomy places the organism in Eukaryota, Metazoa, Chordata, Leptocardii, Amphioxiformes, Branchiostomatidae. The transcript has 9 exons. Gene Ontology annotation, biological process: regulation of transcription by RNA polymerase II. The coding region runs from base 271 to 1494 and encodes 407 amino acids. Gene Ontology annotation, cellular component: RNA polymerase II transcription regulator complex. The record is from RefSeq and is a predicted model, not a curated record. Gene Ontology annotation, molecular function: DNA-binding transcription factor activity, RNA polymerase II-specific; RNA polymerase II cis-regulatory region sequence-specific DNA binding; protein dimerization activity.
CGCCAAAUGGAUUUCAAACUGGAGUCGAAUGAGACUGAGAGGCGACGCCAUAGCUGAGACUACCUCCCAAGAUCUCGUCCCAUCCUCCGCUAAUCUACCAAAUUUUAAGCUUAACUCCAACCCUAAAGUAAGCUGAGAAGUACUACUAUCCUACUGCGUCGAAAUUUCCGGCAAAUUUUGACAAGAAAGUGGAAAAAUAGGCGAGUAAAAUACCCCAGGUUUGACAGGUCAGAGUUGACGAGUUGGGACAAAGGGACGAUUUCCAGCAACAUGCCGAGAGGACCUUCCCCUGGCUCCCGUCGCUCUGUGGCGGCGGCACAGAAAAAGAUCUCAGGCUCUCAGUACUUUAUUUUAUCGUCUGGUAUCACCAGUCCACUCCAGACCGCAGAAUAUUUCGUCAGCGGGUCCUCGGACGUCAAGGUCCGGGCGACCCCGCAACAAGGUACCGCCCAGCAAAGCUUCACCACCCCCAGCAAUGGCUUCGGCGACAAAGGUCCCAGACCAGCUCUAGGAAGACCUCCGGCUAAGAGAAAGCUGGAGUUAGAUGGAGGUAUCCUGGACGACACUUUCAAGUCUCCUACUAAGAGUACCAAGAAGAGAGGCAGUCCAAAAGCCAAGUCACCCCUGGAGAAGACGAGAUACGACACAUCGCUGGGUCUCCUGACCAAGAAGUUUGUCGGCCUCCUUGGGAGUUCUCCCGACGGCAUCGUAGACUUGAACCAGGCAGCUGAGGUAUUAAAUGUACAGAAGAGAAGAAUUUAUGACAUCACAAAUGUGCUGGAAGGCAUCAACCUGAUAAAGAAGAAGUCGAAGAACCAUAUAGAAUGGAGAGGUUCUCCCAUCACACCCAAUGGCCCUGCAAGAGUGGCCACACCUGCGGUCAUGGACUUACACUCAGACCUUGCCGAUCUAGAAGCCAAGGAGAAUCUGUUGGAUGAGCUUAUACGACACUCGAGCACCCAGCUCAAACAUCUUACAGAGGACUCAGAGAAUAAGAAGCAUGCGUACGUUACGUACCAGGACAUCCGCAGUAUCAAGACCUUCGAGGAGCAGACGGUCAUCGCUAUCAAGGCUCCACCAGAGACAAGACUGGAGGUCCCGGACCCUAGAGAGAGCAUUCAGAUCUGGUUGAAGAGCAGCAAAGGUCCCAUCGAGGUGUACCUGUGUCCUGAGGAACAGAACACAGAGGAUGCUGGGAGUUCUUCCUCCGACGCGGCCAGCUCGGAGGGCUGCAGCUCUACCAGCGGUUCCCCUUGUAGCGUAAAAGGUGACCCCAGGCUGGAGUCGGCACUGGUUGAGAACGAGGAAAUCGACCCCUCGCAGGAAAUGGCGCGGAGCCUCCUCCCACAGACCGAAGACCAGGACCAGGAGAUCCAAGACUUCGUCGCUCUCUCCCCUCCACUCAUGGAGGACGACUAUCUCUUCAGCCUCUCGCCCGGCGAAGGAAUCUCGGAUUUGUUCGACGCGUACGAUCUUUUCAGCGACGACAAUUAGAGACUUUUCUUAGUCCACCUCUUCAGUCUCUCGCCUGGCGAAGGAAUGACGCAUACGAUCUUUUCAGCGACGACAACUAGAGACUUAUCUUAUUCAAUCUCUUCAGCUUAUAACCCGGCGAAGGAAUCUCAGAUCUAUUUGACGGGUACGAUCUUUUCAGCGACAACAACUUCUUAUUACAUCCUUCUAAAUCAUCUCCCCUCCACUCAUAGAGAACGAUUUUCUCUUCAGCCUCUCGCCCGGCAAAGGAAUCUCGGAUUUGUUCAACGCGUACGAUCUUUUCAGCGAUGACAACUAGAGACGUUUCUUAUUCCAUCUCUUCAGCCUUUCAUCCGGCGAAGGAAUCUCCGAUUUGUUCGACGCGUACGACCUUUUCAGCAACGACAACUAGACUCUUCAGCCUCUUGCCCGGCGAAGGAAUCUCCGAUUUGUUUGACGCAUACGAUCUUUUCAGCGACGACAACUAGAGACUUUUCUUAGUCCACCUCUUCAGCCUCUUGCCCGGCGAAGGAAUCUCCGAUCUAUUCAACGUGUACAAACUUUUCAGCGACGAUAAUGAAACACUUCUCUUAGUCCAUGCUUCUAAAUCAUCUCCCCUCACAGAGGACGACUAUCUCUUCAGCCUCUCGCCCGGCGAAGGAAUCUCCGAGCUAUAUGACACAUACGAUCUUUUCAGCGACAACAACUAAAGACUCUUCUUAUUCCAUCAUUCUAAAUCGUUUAAUUUCUUGAAAACUGUAUGUAUUUUAGUGAUUUUAGUAUUUUUUUGGUUUUCAGAUGUCCUCAGAUGUUGAUGUUUAACAACAUAAAACUUUGUAUAGAAGUUGAAACAUCUGUAUAUAUAGAGUGUAGGAUAAGUCAGACACUCUGUGCAUAUAUAUACGAGCUUAUUACAUAUGACUAUAUGUAUGUAUCUUUCCACAUAUUUAAGGAUGAGCCAAAUUGUGUCUUAUCAUGAACCAAGAAGUGCGAAAGAAAAAUCAUGAGGUCUUAUGGGCCUUAUAUCUUACAAUUUUUGUUUUAGUUGAACAGACUUUUAUGGAAACUUUUUGAUUCUGCCCUUAUAUGUAGGUACAGUUUGUAAAGUGAUUAUCUUGUACAUUCCUGAAGGGCAAUGCAAAUUUAAGGCAUUGUUGCGAUGAAGCAUUUUUCAAUGAGGAAAAUAUUGUUCAACAUACUUUGAAAUCAAUCCUACAUAAACAAGAUGUGAUGUUGUCAUUGCCUUUACAUUUAGCAAGUAAGGAGGUCAAAUGUAUCUUAAGAAAAUGAUGAAAAUAUAGGGUGACAAAAAAAAAGGCAAGACAGAGUUGAUUUUAUUUUAUUUUUAUCAAAGGGACCAAAUAUAAAAUGCUGUAUGUUGAAAAGUUCACAGUGCUUGCAUAUACUCUUGGUUCAUGUAAUUAUGAAAAAGGCAUUCUACAGAAAGUGUGGCUACAUAUCAAAAACAUAAUCUCAGUUUGCUGUGCAUUUCAUUAUGUAAUGAUAAGAAUUUUGGGGCUAAUUUUAGAAAGACUACAUCAUUUGUUUUUGCGGAUAUGUAUGUUGUGUCGAAGGGAGAUUUUGGUAUCGUAUGAGAUACAGGAAACUAGACAUACUUGUACAAAUGUAUUGGUUUGAAGAUAUUAAUAAAGGAACUAAAUUUUUAAAGA